AUGCCUGAACAUUCUAAAGAAGUUAAGCAACUUAAACGUAAUGUGGGUCCUAAGGAAUUUCUUCAAAACUGUAAAGCUUUUCGUGAUUCUAUCCAGGAGAUUCUCGUGAGUAUUGGAUUUCAUGUUGAUUCUUCCAAACCUCAAGGUUUGAUCUAUUCAGGUCGCGAUAAGGAUUAUAAAAUUAUUGUACGUGUUAAACAUAGAACAAAGAAAAAUCUUGGAUUUGAUGAUCCAGAGCGAUUAAAGUCAAUGAUUGAUACGUAUUACAGCGGUCAUGAGGGUUUUAUUGUUACUGAUUGCAGAUUUUCAUCAAAUUGUGAAAAAGUUGCUAAAACAAUGAUGAUUAAUUUAUGCAAAGAAGGUAUGUUUAAGGAAUUGGUGUUAAAUAGGUUUAAUGCUCGUAAUUAA
This is a messenger RNA of Racocetra fulgida, 408 nucleotides long. The record is from the annotation of a GenBank genome assembly. NCBI's taxonomy places the organism in Eukaryota, Fungi, Glomeromycota, Glomeromycetes, Diversisporales, Gigasporaceae.